UUUCUUCUUUGUCUCGAUUCUGAUUGGUUGAAACGGUAUUUUGUCUAAAUACUGACCAGUCUGAAUACGCGGUUGUCUAAAUACUGACAUGUAACCACUUUCAAUUAGGGUUUACAAUUGCUGAGGCAAAGGCGAUGAAAAAAAAAGAAAAAAAAGAGAGAAAAAAAGAAAGGAGUGGUACAACCUGACGUCGAUUUGGAGGUCGAUUCACCAGAUCACUCCUUCUUGCGUCUAGUUACGCCAGGGAAACUUCACUCGCCUACGGCUGGGACGGCGAGAUUUGGUAAGAUAACCAGAAGAGGAAAGCCCAGCGCGCAUAUGAUCUAUUUAAUAAGUUUAUCACAACAAUUAGGCUAAUGUAUUUAUCACAACAAGCAUGAGUGCUUAUUUAUUAUAUUACAAAAACAAUAGUAAUAAAAUAAAUAAGUAGUAGCCCUGUUUUUAGGAGUGACCUCGUGGUCUGGAGAUACAGAUCCAGUCGUGAGCUCACUAUUUUUGCAUAAAACUAAGUUAAUCUGAGCGUUCUGACCGAAGCCCAAAACAGUUACAAUUUUGUCGACCCGAUGCUGAAAGGACCACGCAAAGAACUGGCUUUGGUAGAGACGGUUAAAAGCAUGUAGAGCUGUGUUUAGACGCUAGCCAGUCGUUUUACAACCUAUGUUUUUUUUCCGUCUAUAUGUACUUCCGGGCGAAUGUUGCAAGCAGACUAGCAGUGGGAGAGUUGGGUAGAAAAUAAAUGACGCCGUUAGUAAAAAGCUGAUUUCUUAAUUGAAUAUGCGACAGAAGUAACUCAUGAUUCCAGUCGGCGUAAUUCUUGAAACCUCAAAAUGAUUUCUGUAGUAAACACAGACGCCUCCACCAGUUUGUCUCGCUGAAUUAUGUUUGUACAUAUCAUUAUAGCCAUUUGUAAGCCAUGUUUCGGUUGUGCAACAAAUAUCUCUUUUGUACAUGGCUACAUCAGUAGCCAAGUACUUAACACAUUUUGGUUUCUUUAAGGAACGUACAUUCAGCAGGAGGAACUUUGGUGGUUGGUUGUAAUUGGUCAAUGGAACCAUAAUCCCGUUCUGGUUCAGUAGAAACUGUUUGAUGCGUAAGAAAGCACCUAGAGAAAGCAUUUGGUUCAAUUUUGCUUGGGGAGACAAAAUCUGCAAUGCAAACGGCGAGGAUCUGCUUGCUUUCCAACAGAAGCACUGUCUAUUAAUCUACAUGAAGGGGAGCCAACAUUUUUCUGCACUGGAGGAGGCCAAAGCGUUAUCGACCACAUUUUGUGUUCAAAGUCGAUGAAUGACCGAUCAACAGGGUAUUCGACAGACACAGAGGUGGAAUUUUACACAGGGGCACCAAAUCGGGGACAUGUACCGUUGUGGAACUCAUUCAAUUUUGGUCCAUCAAAAGAAGGUAACCCUUCACCAGACUGGUCGAAAGCCAACUGGGAGAUCUGGCGACAAACAUUAAACACGCAUAUCGCAUCUCAGUGGCCAGAACUCGUUUCAACAGAUGAGCCACGUGAGUUGUGGAAUAGACUGCUUCAGCUUCUUCAGGACUCUAGAAUAGUUUGUGUACCAAAUCGAAGACCCUCGGCUCAUAUGAAACCGUAUUUCACAAAAGAACUGCGAGAUUUAUCAGAAAAACUGCGCGCCUCAAAGAGAAAUAUGAAAUUCAGAUCCGAUCCAAUUCGCACGUUUCAAUACAAAGAACUACGAGACGAAUUCAAGUAGCUGUUACCGACAUCACGACAAAAUUAUUUCAAGUGCGCCACAACUAUGAACAAUUCCUCCGGUUCAACAUCUUGGCAAUCAGAAAACAAAAUAUUCGGCAAAGAAACGGUUCUAUCAAUGGGAUGCCUUAUGAAGGACAGUAAAAUUCUUCAUAACGAAAGUGAGAAAUUCGAUUACCUGUUUCAAAUUUUCUUCUCAGGUCGCUAUCUAUCGGACCAUCAGUUUGACGAGAACUGGGAGAAAUUAGUUCGCAAGAAUAUCCACAGAGAACAGAUAACUCCGGAUGAAAUUGUGGAAGAAAACGAGAUGAACCGAAGCAUCAGUAUGAACGAAAUCGACAACGCAAUAUCGAAAAUGAAAGUCUCAAAUAAAUCAGCAGACCCGGACAUCAUCUACCCCCUUAUGUUGAAGAAAUCGGGAUUUCUAUUCAGAGCUGCACUAAUCAGGCUCUACGAGCUCAGUUUUGAUACAGGAAAAUGGGUCUAGAAAGCAGGAAUGGUAACAUUUCUACACAAGCCUCACAAAACCGACUAUACCAUUGCCAAUAGUUUUCGACCCAUCACUUUAACCUCGUAUGUCGGUAAAAUAUUUGAAAGAGUUCUUGAAACUAAACUGAGGAAGUACCUGGAAGAAACCAAUCAAAUAGGCGAAGAACAAGAGGGUUUUAGAGGUCAUCGUAGUACGGGUAGAUACUUUUACAAGCUAGUGGAUUAUAUUCAAACUCACACACAAACAGGCAAAGCCGCCGCAGCUCUAUUUAUAGACCUAGAGAAAGCAUUUGAUUCAAUAUGGAUAGACGGCCUCAUGUCCAAACUCGUCAAAGCAGGAGUCAAUGGAAAAAUGUAUGACUUACUAGACAGUUUUGUCCGUACUAGACAAGUACGGUUGAAAAAUGGAAAAAACUUCUCUGACGCGUUCAAAGCCACAGUGGGACUUCCACAUGGUAGUAUUUUUUCGCCCUUGCUUUUCAUAUUCUACACAGUAGACGUAUUUUCAAAGUGCAAAGGGAAGGCAUUCAAGUAUGCAGACGACUCAACAUUGGUGAAUGUCGGAGUGUGAGUAGAUAUUGCAUUGAAAUCUUUGAAAGCGGACUGUGAUCACAUUACAGCUUAGUUGCUGAAAUGGAGGUUAUUGGCUUCAGGAUCCAAGACAGAGGUAGUAAUUUUAACUCCAGGUCGACGCGCAACAGUGGAUACGAAUAUGCUGGACCAGGUGGUUUUACAAGGGAAGCUCAUCAAGUUUGCGACACAGUCAACAGCAUUGGGAGUGACGAUAGAUCAGAAUCUGACGUUCAAACCCCAAUUUGAAGAGAGUACACGGAAGGCAACAAAAGCAUGGUACUGUAUACAACCAAUUCUAAAAUUCGGUCUGAACACGACAUGCGUCAUGAAACUGCUGCAAGCUACGGUUCUUCCAGUAUGGACUUAUCUUGCUCAUAUUUGGUCGGAAUCUUCGUGGUUUAGAAACGACAGUUUGUGGUACCGAGUGUUGCUUGAAGCGACGGCAUCUCAAUACCCGCACGCAGAGGAGAAACUGGAAGUUAUUUGCAGUAUUGUUCCAAUCGACCUGCAGAUAGAGACAUCACAAGCCAAAUUUGCUCAUAAAAUCUUUUUAAGAGGUGAUUCGUGCACGACGACACUGAACAUUUCGAGUAGUCAGCUCUCAUGCAUCAUGAAACGCCGUCACGCAAAGUUCUGCCAGGACACUGGUUUACAGGAGUACACCCCUGGACCAGGUGGUUUUACAAGGGAAGCUCAUCAAGUUUGCGACACAGUCAACAGCAUUGGGAGUGACGAUAGAUCAGAAUCUGACGUUCAAACCCCAAUUUGAAGAGAGUACACGGAAGGCAACAAAAGCAUGGUACUGUAUACAACCAAUUCUAAAAUUCGGUCUGAACACGACAUGCGUCAUGAAACUGCUGCAAGCUACGGUUCUUCCAGUAUGGACUUAUCUUGCUCAUAUUUGGUCGGAAUCUUCGUGGUUUAGAAACGACAGUUUGUGGUACCGAGUGUUGCUUGAAGCGACGGCAUCUCAAUACCCGCACGCAGAGGAGAAACUGGAAGUUAUUUGCAGUAUUGUUCCAAUCGACCUGCAGAUAGAGACAUCACAAGCCAAAUUUGCUCAUAAAAUCUUUUUAAGAGGUGAUUCGUGCACGACGACACUGAACAUUUCGAGUAGUCAGCUCUCAUGCAUCAUGAAACGCCGUCACGCAAAGUUCUGCCAGGACACUGGUUUACAGGAGUACACCCCAACACAUUAAAAAGUUCCAACUUCACCGAUGGAACAAACGAUUGUCCCUCACAUUCCCAGAAUACCCUCCAAUGAGAGUCCAGACCGCUCUUCUACCAGAGAAAAUGGAUAGACGUUCGAUAAGAGACAUCACAGCUAUGACCUGUGGUCAAAAUCAUCUACUGGAGAAUAGCCAAAACGUAUAGUCCCUUCUGCAUUUGUGGUACACGCGAAAACGCCGUGCAUUUUCUGUUCGACUGCACUUAUUACAGAAAUUUGAGAGAAAAAAACACCAUUUGAAUUUCGAGGAUAUCACCGAAAUGUACAUCGAAGCCACUGAUGAAGACUGGUGGAAUCUUGCCGUCUUCAUAUCAUCUUCAUCCAGACUGUAACAGAAAAUACUGGAGAACUCGCCAGAUCAGAAAGAAGGAGACCGCAUGGGCGAUGCCAAGGAUUUGUUGUGUGUUGAUGCACCACUUUCAUUGAAGAGACGCCUGAUUGUACCCAAGAAACUGCUUUGUGGACCUGGACCAACAAACAUGCAUUCCAGAGUGCGUGAUGCUUUAAGUUUACCUCUUCUGGGUCAUAUGCACAAGGAAUUUGCGGAAAUAAUGGAUGAACUUCAGGCUGGAACGAAGUAUCUUUUCCAAACUCUGAAUAAAAUGACAUUCGCUCUUGCGGGAACUGGCCAUGCUGGAAUGGAGUGUUGUCUUACGAAUUUAGUCGAGCCCGGAGACAAAGUUUGUAUUGUGAAAUCUGGAAUAUGGGGAGAGCGUUGUGGCGAUAUGGUGACACGGCUUCAAGGAAUUCCAUGUUUCGUUGAAAGUGGGAAGUUAGGCAAUGGGAUCGGCAUAGAAUCUUUAGAAAAAGUGUUACUGGCUGAGUCGCCUAGAUUAUUAUACGUUGCACAAGGCGAAAGUUCCACUGGUGUCCAAGAAGACAUAGCGAUGAUCGCAUCUGCCUCUUCGACGCAUAAAUGCAUUGUAAUUGUGGACACUGUAGCCAGCUUGGGUGGAGUGCCUUUCAAAAUGGAUGAAUGGAAUGUGGGAUGUGUGUUCACUGGAUCUCAGAAAGUAUUAGGAGCGCCUCCAGGAACUGCUCUUGUUUCGUUUGGAGCAGAUGCUGUUCAGAAGUAUGAACGGCGGAGAACUCCUGUCACCUCUUAUCUGUUUGACCUUGCUAACAAUGCUAAAUACUGGAAUAUAGAGGGAUUCGGUCCAAGAGGAUAUCACUACACGGGAGCUAUUUCCUCUUUCUAUGCUCUAAGAGAAGCUAUUGGAGUUGUGUGCGAAGAAGGAUUGAUAGAAACGCAGAGAAGACACCAGGAUGCGGCCACAUAUUUGUAUGCGAAGCUGAAGGAAAUGGGCUUAGAGCUGUUAGUGUCUGAUCCCAAAUUCAGACUACCCACGGUAACAACGGUGAAAUGUCCCUCACAUGUAAACCCUCUAACUGUGACAAACUACUUGAUGGACAAUUUUCUUCUCGAGGUGUCUGGAGGUUUGGGGCCUUCCAAGGGACUAGUGUGGCGAAUCGGCCUGAUGGGUCCCAAUGCAAACCGCGAUACUGUGGAUUGCAUAGUUGACCAUUUGAAAUGCGCGUUGAAAGCUACGGGGUCGUCACAUCUUUGAAUGGAGAACGAACUGUUAUAUUUAACUGUACUCAUCAGCGUAUUGCUUGACAAUGCUUUGAUUUAUUUAUUGGUGCUUAAAAUCAAGAAAUUUGAAUAUGUCUUUUGCGUAUAGUAUAUUUUAAAUAAAUU
Molecule: messenger RNA, 5706 nt
Organism: Symsagittifera roscoffensis
Lineage: Eukaryota; Metazoa; Xenacoelomorpha; Acoela; Convolutidae
Product: alanine--glyoxylate aminotransferase-like
Exons: 3
Coding region: 4385-5575 (396 amino acids)
Cellular component (GO): peroxisome
Molecular function (GO): L-alanine:glyoxylate transaminase activity; L-serine:pyruvate transaminase activity
Source: RefSeq, a predicted model, not a curated record